Molecule: messenger RNA, 1366 nt
Organism: Magallana angulata
Lineage: Eukaryota; Metazoa; Mollusca; Bivalvia; Ostreida; Ostreidae
Product: serine protease inhibitor dipetalogastin-like
Exons: 9
Coding region: 400-1230 (276 amino acids)
Molecular function (GO): protein binding
Source: RefSeq, a predicted model, not a curated record
AAAAGCUUUGCCAAACUAUAGUUAGUUUUCGUUACAUGCAAAAGAGUAAUACAACAUUUAUCAUGAAAAGGUUUAAUUAAUUUUUUUUAUCAACUAGUGACCUGUCCUCGAGACAAGCGAAUAUUUAUAUUUGAAAUAUCAGUUUAAACAUCAAUAUGGUAAUCCCUAGCUUUCCUGCAUAUGUUACCUUUUGAGUAUAAAAAAUCAUUUCAUUUUAUUUCCCUUAGGCUUUAUUACAAAAUUUACAUAUCAAGGUGAGGAAUUGGGAACCAAUAUAAAAUACAAUAGGACAUUCAUCAUAAUUUGUUUUUGCUCAAUAUAAGCAAGCGCAAUCCUCAUUCCCAAACCUAUAUAAAUCGGACUGUUGAAUUGAAUAACACCAGGAAUUUAAUCAAAGAGAUGCUGCUGAAACUGAGAGAUAUCUGUAUUUACGUUGUAUCCGUGACCACUGCUUCUGCGCUUUUUCUUCCAAUACCCCCUCCACCUCCACCCCCGAAGUGUACCUGUCCGUGGAAUUACGAGCCUAUCUGUGGAACGGAUGGGAACACGUAUAACAACCCAUGUCUUCUGGACUGUAAAAGAUCAGUAAAAAAGUUAUACGACGGGCCAUGUUCUAAAGGAUGUGUUUGUCCUAACACAAAUGAGCCCGUGUGUGGCAAGAAUGGAAAAACUUAUGACAAUGAAUGCGAGGCGACUUGUGCGGGUACUAAGGUGCUACACACGGGGAAAUGCCGUAAGUCCUGCCGCUGUCUGACCACAUCGUACGCCCCCGUGUGUGGGGAUGACGGAAGGACCUACUCAAGCUGGUGUAGCGCCGAAUGUGAAUAUCGUGUGUCAGUAGUACAUGCUGGCCCGUGCCACACUAAGUGCACGUGUCCCGAAAACUAUGAACCAGUUUGUGGAUCAGACGACAAAACCUACAGUAACGAAUGCGAGGCUGACUGUGCGAGAGUCAUAGUUCAACACACCGGAGCCUGCAGAAAGUCCUGCAAGUGUUCUUACAAGUACAGCCCCGUGUGUGGUGCCGAUGGAGAGACGUAUGACAACACUUGCUAUGCUGAAUGCGCGGGCGUCGAAAUCUUUUCUAAAGGAGAAUGUCCGAACUCUUGUAACUGCCCUCACCAGUACAAACCGGUCUGUGGCGGAGACGGCAAGACGUACGGAACACAAUGUGACGCUGACUGUCUGGGUGUCAUCGUUGUGUCAGACGGUGAAUGUUUGCAGGAAUAAGGAAAAUCAAUGAUGGUCCUGAUCAAUACUGAUGAAAAUGAACCUGUUGGAUUUCUAUGUUGUUUUUUCUUUUCUUUUUUUAAUUUAUUAAAUAAUUUAAAUAUAUACAUGUAUCUACUGAAUUUUGUAAACUAGG